Magallana angulata is the source of this 3493-nucleotide messenger RNA. RefSeq lists its product as uncharacterized. The record is from RefSeq and is a predicted model, not a curated record. Lineage: Eukaryota; Metazoa; Mollusca; Bivalvia; Ostreida; Ostreidae. Bases 127 to 2589 code for a protein of 820 amino acids. The transcript has 12 exons.
CUUGUUUCGGUUUCUGUGCGUAUACACGGUGGGUGUAUAUUUUCCUACAAAUUGGCAAGCUAGACAAAACUUAUUUGUUUGUGUUACAUUCAAAUUUGUUCAGGUGUUAAACUGCGCAGAUUAAACAUGACAAUGUGCACAUAUUUUGGCACUUUAAAAUUAAUCAUCAUGAUCAUUUUGUGGACUUCAAUUUGUUUACAAGAUGCACAGGCUAUACGAAAUCGCUUCGAAGUCGUACAAAGGUGUCCCUUUAAUGAGUCAGAAUGGAAAGUGAGGGCUGCCCACACGACGUGUAACGGUUCGGAGUCCUACCAUUGCUUACUGACCGAGGGCGGAGUCUCACUGAGGGAGCAAUGUACAGAUGCCAGCCUGUUUACAAGCGGAUUCUGUCCGAUCUUUACUAACGAGGGAUAUUUACAGUGGUCCGCUUGUAAAGACACAGCUUGUCCAACCUCAUCGUACAGGAGUGAUGAAGUGUACCAAUAUCAAAUAUGUUAUCAGAAAACUGACAAUCCAAUAGAGAAAAAUACAGAAAAAGGGUCAAAUGACAGCAGUUCUGUGACUGUAGUAACAAUAAUCAUAGUUGCUAUUUUAUUGACUUUCGUGUUGGUAUCAGUAUUGGUUUCCUACAGAAAGAACCUGUUUGGAUUCAAAGAUAAAGUCCAACCAUGCAUUGUUGACUUACGAACAUAUUUCCAGCAAAGAAAUGAUACAGAAGGUCCCAAAGAUGUAAAAAGAGGUGAACAACCUGAACAAAUACACCCGCUGAUAUCUCAAGAGCCAGUGUAUGCUAAACCUUCCAAGAAUAAAACAAAAAAAGAGCCAGUAUAUCCUAAGCCUGUUAUAUGCUAUGAAAAGGAUAAAACGACGAGAGGCAAACAUGAUGAGACAUGUCAGAAAACAUGUAAAUUGAACGACCUUCUAAAUUAUUUAGUUCACAUAUUGAAACGAGAACUUAGUGUCAAUGAUCUGAAAGAGAACGCUGUUAUUCAUUCAAAAUCUAUCAAUGAACAUUUCUCUGAACCACUCAUAAAAGACCUUCAGAGUCUAAAAGACAUCAAUGAUUAUAGCCAAUUGGAUACGUCCUUGGUAUUAACAUUCCUACGGAACUUCUGUGUUGGUAUAACGACCCCAAGAAGAGGAUGGGAUUAUGAACCUCCGGAUGAUGAAACACAUGUUGGUGCAGACAUUGAAAGAAUAAGAUUUAUGUGGAACAAGUAUUGUGAUGAUGACUUUGAAUUUAAACACCUUGAUGAUGUUUAUAACCGAAUGAAACAAAAGUAUGGAACUGUAGCAAUUCAUGGAGAUGAUGGUGUUAAAGACUCUCCACUUGAAUACAAAGAGAACGCAGAGCGAUUGGAAUCGAUGAAGCUCAAAUUACAAAGUAUUAAGCUGAAUCCCGAUUGCAUUGUGAAGAAAGGCAUUGUAAUUACAGAUGGAAUAAUCGCUGCCUUGAAAAUUCUUAACUCAAGGAAUGUUGUGAUACUAAAAGGUGUAAUUGGGUGUGGAAAAACGUAUGCUUUAAAGGCCAUUCAAAACCACUUUCAAGAAGGAGACUGGGACACAGAAUGGGUAGAAUCUGAGAAUUUCCACAACAAAACCGCAUAUGAAAGACCAACAAUCCUUCUAUGUGAUAAUUUCUUUGGAACAUUUGGGAGUAAUGUAUUUUCACAGGAUGAUGUUGACAAAUCUGAACAGUUUCUUAUAGAAAUUGCAAAUUCUGAACAAACAAAGGUUGUCAUUGUAAUUCACAAGCAUGUUGAUGAUGAAAUCAAGAAAGGUUUAAAACUAAAUUUUCUGAAACAAAAGAAAAUAACAGUGGAUAUGGAUAAACUCUCAGAAGCAGAGACAUUAUUGAUUUUCAAAGAACAACUAAGACGAGGACAUUGUCAAAAAGAAGAUAAUAAUGAUUGUUGGUUUACAACUGUUGGAUUUCAGUCAGUGUUGGAUAAGCUAUCAAAGAACCAAGGUCACAUAGGAGGUCCUUUCCUAAGUCUGAUGUAUUGUAAUCAACACGAGCUUUUUUCUGAUGAAGCCUUUUCUGUCAACCCUGUUCAGACAUUGGUGCAGCACUUCCAAAGAAUGAAACAUGAUUCUCCUACAGAUUACGCUUGUCUUGUUUAUUUGAUGUGUGUCCAAGAGCACAACUGUGAGGAAGAACCAACAGAGUGGGCUGGGCUCAUUAGUGCAGAUAUAUCCAAAUAUGCACUCGCGGAGAUUUUUUCAACUACUGGUUAUGUUCUUUUCGAGACCAAGACAGCAACUCUUGCUCAUGAUAUUUUGACAACUGCUAUAUAUAAAUCAGCAGCAAUGAUGCAUGAAUAUUUAAUAAUAGUUGUGCAGCAAUCUAAAAUUGACAUGCUGCUUCAGCUUUUGAGACCUCCAGGUAGCUCCAAUAAUGAUCUUUCCUGUGAUUUUAUAGAUGUACAUAAAAGUAGAGAGUUUAAAAGAAUUGGAAAGGUGUUUGUCGAAAGAUAUGCCUCCAAAUAUCGAGAACAUGAUAUAAAUGAUAUAUUUCAUCCCUUGCAGACAUUAUAUUUUAUAAGAGAAAAAUACCUUAAAUAUUUAAGGACCCCCGACACCCCGUGAGUUGUAUUUUGUGACAGUACGUCAAAACAUGACAACCCUUGAAAGCACUACUCAGAUAUAAUAUUUUCUAGAAAUGUGGCGAUAACCAUGAAAGAAAAAUAAUAAAAGUACCAUUAUCCGGAUUUUUUUUUCAGAUCUCUUCUUAUUUUUUUUCCUUCAAGACUCAAACUUUGAUCUUUAAUAUCUCGUUCUAUUGUUCACCGUUUUGUCUGAAAUUUUCUGUUCUGAUAGCAUGCCGUGCAAUGUUGUCGUUUCAUUUGAUUGAAACAUCCAUUCGGGUUUGAAUUAUUCCGCAUAUAGUAAAAUUUAUCGGCCAAUUUUACGCCUAGCCUUCUAUUGACUUUACUGACCCCACAAAUUUCUGUAAACAGUCAGUAACGAACCUAAUAAGUGUUUUGUUUUGUCAAGGACCUACAAACAAAAGAUAAUAUAUAACGUUUGAAUUCAUAGCUUAAUUCUUUAAAUUUUUACCUUCCUCGUCAGUUGUUUGUGCAAACCUCGAUGCUAUUGUAAGAUCAUAAUAUUACGUCACGGGCAAAGGGGGGUCACUCUAAAUAUUUUGGGGCUUAAAAAUUAAAGGUAUGGUUGAACGUUUGUGUAAAAAAUCAGCUCAAAUAACGUUACGUCCGCCAUGUUGCCGUUUAAAUUUUGACGCUUUAUAAUAAUCAUAAUGCAUUAAAACUUUUAGAUCUGAAUUGAUUUAGGUAGAUAUCUCAAAGCACAAGUUUUUGUCACGUUACGCGGAUUUUUCACGAUUUCAUCGCAUCUGUGACAUUACUUUUGGAUCACCCCCGGUAAUAUACAUAGUAAGUUUUUGCAGAAACAAUUUUAGUCGGUUUGGCCCAUUUGGUGGGGUGUUGAAAGGGCUUCUUCUAAAACACUGGGUGAUAAAUGCAGAUGAUUC